Molecule: messenger RNA, 445 nt
Organism: Ostrea edulis (European flat oyster)
Lineage: Eukaryota; Metazoa; Mollusca; Bivalvia; Ostreida; Ostreidae
Exons: 5
Coding region: 1-390 (129 amino acids)
Source: RefSeq, a predicted model, not a curated record
AUGUCGAGAAUAUUUGGUAUACAAUGUAGUGAAGUAGAAGCAGCACUAAUAUCUCAGAUCCAGGAAUGGUCCACAGCUACGAAUUGCCAAGACGACAAAUGCAAUUACGAGAUUACAGAAGAUGAACUGGAUAGCGUUCGAGUAAAGCACAGAGUUACGUCCCUUGAUUAUAUAAACGCCAUUAUAUUCAGGUUUCGGAAUGGCACCAAUGGUUGCCAUGUCAAUGGUUUCUCUAUAUCUAUAAAUCCCUACGCCUAUUUUGAUGGCAGUACCAACUACUGUGGCAUGCACACGUUGAUUACAGGCUCGUCUUUAGAUCAGGAGCCGGAAUACCAAGAGAUGACCUCAGAGAAAAUAUGCACACAGUACUCUAUCGCAAACUGCUCUUAAUGAGUUAUGAAUGCAGUUUUAUUUUCUUAGUCUUAAAGAAAUGUGCCAUAGUAAA